AUGCAUUGGGGAGCUCCGAAGAUUUGGUAUGGCGUUCCAGGAUCUGAUGCCCUUAAACUGGAAGCAGCCAUGAGGAAACAUUUGCCCGACCUUUUUGAAGGGCAGCCGGACCUGCUUCAUAAGCUGGUCACACAACUUUCCCCGUCCAUUUUAAUAUCCGAGGGAGUGCCUGUCUAUCGAUGUGUUCAGAAUCCAGGAGAUUUUGUUCUUACCUUUCCUCGAGCAUAUCAUGCUGGCUUUAACUGUGGCUUUAAUUGUGCUGAAGCAGUUAAUGUCGCUCCAGUUGACUGGUUGUCCCAUGGGCAAAAUGCUAUUCAGCUCUAUCAUGAGCAGGGCAGAAAGACUUCUAUAUCACAUGAUAAACUAUUGCUUGGGGCAGCUAGGGAGGCAGUUAAUGCAAAUUGGGAACUCAAUUUACUGAGGAAGUAUACUACUAAUAAUUUAAGAUGGAAAGAUGCUUGUGGAAAGGAUGGUAUCUUAUCAAAAGCACUCAAGACUCGUGUUGAAAUGGAGCGGGUGCAGAGAGAAUGCCUUUGCAAUUCCUCACAGGCUUUGAAGAUGGAGAGCUCUUUCGAUGCUAAUAGUGAAAGGGAAUGCAGCGUAUGCCUCUUUGAUCUGCAUCUUUCUGCUGCAGGUUGUCACCAUUGUUCACCUGAUAAACAUGCAUGCUUGAACCAUGCUAAACAGUUGUGUUCAUGUUCUCGGGGUGCUAAGUUUUUCCUCUUCCGUUACGACAUCAAUGAAUUAAAUAUAUUGGUUGAAGCAUUGGAAGUGAAGCUUAGUGCAGUAUAUCGUUGGGCAAAGCUAGAUCUUGGUCUGGCCCUAAGUUCUCAUGUAUCCGAAGUGAAAUCGCGAGUCCCUGGGCUUACUGGUAAGAUGUCUUGUACUGCAGAAAGAAUUGCACCGAAAGAGAUGAAGGUUAUAUCCAAGACAAUCUCUAUGCAAAAGGAGAAACCUUCUGGAGAGUUAUCGACUUUUGAAAAGAUGAAGGCACCAUCCACAUCUCUCAAGUCUUCACUCAAAGUUGAGGGAGAAGAGCAUAAUUUUCCAGGCAAAAAAGAAGAUUCUUUACAGUCAGCUCCGGUAAAUGAAACACCAAUGUCCCAGCUCUCGGAAGUAAACAUGUCCUCUACUGAAAAUUUAGGUUCAGGGAGAGCUGAAGAUAAGCAGACAUUAUUUCCUGGAAACAAUGAUAUUAUAUGCCUGAGUGAUGAUGAGGUUGAUGAUUCCAUCACGAAACCUUCAGUUGGAAAAGGUACUUCUGGAAAGCAUACAGGACAUAUACAGAGGCCAGCUGGCUCUGGUGAUAUGGCGAGUAAGGCUGUAAGGGUAAUGAUAUUGAUCAUCCAUCCUUGA
Molecule: messenger RNA, 1356 nt
Organism: Fraxinus pennsylvanica
Lineage: Eukaryota; Viridiplantae; Streptophyta; Magnoliopsida; Lamiales; Oleaceae
Source: the annotation of a GenBank genome assembly